Messenger RNA from Penicillium arizonense, 2706 nucleotides. RefSeq lists its product as uncharacterized. Bases 1 to 2706 code for a protein of 901 amino acids. The record is from RefSeq and is a predicted model, not a curated record. The transcript has 4 exons. Lineage: Eukaryota; Fungi; Ascomycota; Eurotiomycetes; Eurotiales; Aspergillaceae.
AUGGGUAGAAAACAGUUCUUUGCUCAACGAGAUGAGAUCGCCAAAGAAAAGCGCCACAAUCAACUGCAAAAGAACGGCUAUGUUUUUGGCGCUCAUGCAGAUGAGGAUUCUAUCCGAGAGAAGGAUAAAAGGGUACCCAAGACCAAGAGGAUGUACUACGGAGCUGUUAAUCUUUGGAUGAAGUUCGGAAUCGGUAUUCGUGACACCAAGAGACCGCAAUUCGCCUCUGGUUAUAUACUCCUAGCUAUUGCCCUCCAGCACGGUGCUCUGUAUGGCAUUGAAACCGUUGAAGACUUUGCCAGGUUUGACCUUUCAGGCGGAGAACCCAUUGAAUUACGUUGGAAGGAGGAAUUUCUGGAAAAGCCUGUUCUCAGGAAUGUCACAGCUGAUGGCCCACAAGAUGUUCCACUCCACAAAGAGCGGUUCUGUGAAUUAUUGAGAGGAAUAGUUACGACCGCUGGAUAUAACAAGAGUGUUACUAUCCAUAAGAUUCGAAAGUAUCUCGGAAGUGUGGUUGAAGGAAAGCAUGGCUCAGCCUUGGUAUCUCAAAUAUAUGGACACAAGGACGCAGGGACAUAUCCUAAAGAGUAUCUGUUACACUGCUCUUCGAUCGAUACAGUCUCGGCCGUUCUUGGAGAAGAAGAGCAGACAAGUCAUAUCGAGUAUUUCCAAGGCUUUGAGAGGUUUUAUGAACGUGGACUUCCAGGGGAACUGCCGGCUGAAAUUGAGGCGAGUAUCCUGCAGACCCCAGAAGUCGUCGAUAUUAGACGUCGAAUCGAGCAGCUUGAAGCAUCAAACAGCGACAAAAAGGUUACAGCUGCCGAGAAGCUGAACCACAGGAAAACCUUGAUCCGGCUCCGCCUUGCAGGACUAAAGGAAUACCAGAACCGCUGGGUACGAGAGAAACGAGACCAAAGAAUCCUCAAUAGGGGCAAAGCAGAGCCGGUAAUAAGUGAUAACGACGUUUCCACGCGGGCUCAAUCCUUACUUAUGCCCGAACUUGCCCACAUUUCAACCCUCAUGUCUUCUGACAGGGAGCUCUCGUUUGAUGAAAUGCUUCUUUUCGUGGACGACCUAAAAACUUAUUGUGAACACGAUUUCGACGUGGCUUAUCUUCCACGGGAAAGCCCCAUCCAAGAUCGCUGCCCGGUUAGAGAUUGUCUCCAGGAAAUCAAAUGUAUGAAAAAGUCUGACAGAAGCGCUCACAUUCACAACUGUGUUCGACGUGAGAAGGCUCUAAAUCUUAAAAUCUCAGAAUCAGAGUUGAAAUUCUGUUACGAGUGCAUGGGAUGGUUUCAAUCAAGCCAAUGGCGAGAUCACUGCUCUUCUCAUAUUCAGUCAUGGAGGACACAGCAUUGUGAAGUGAUUAUAUACCGAAACACAGUGAUCCGGCCUGGUUACUGCCCCUUUUGCUUGUGGGACAUAGACCUCGAAGCAGAAGACCGAUUACAUCAAUGGUUGAAAAGUGGCAAUCUGAAGCAACACAUUGAAGAAAAGCAUAUACCUGGAAGCCACGGGCCUGGAGCGGAGCCAAUUUGUGGAUGUGGCCAAGCUUUUGCCGAUGAGCGUGACCUUCGACAUCAUUUGCAUGACACCCACAAGCUGAACAAAGCUAUUUGGUCAAAUCCAAAGCUUCCGAGAAAGAGAAAGCGUCCCUGCAAGGCAGAAGCGCAAGAUUCUUCCAUGAAGCGAGAUGAGCAGCUUACGAAGAAACUACGCUUUUACCGCUACCCCCCUCCGCGUCUUGAACAUGAGUAUCAACUGCCAGAAAACAUAUCCAUGCCCGUUCCCACAUUGCAUUCAUUUGUCGAGGAACAUCCGGAGCAGUUCUUCUAUUCAAGUCUCAGUGACGAGUCAACUAAAAGCAGCAGAAGCAGCCCAGUUGUUUCUUGCUUUUCUCGUUCAAGUUCACCAUGCAGCUCGGAUCCAACAACUCCCGGAUUGGAGGAAUUUAUUGACCCUCGAAUCCUUGAGCCUUAUACGAUCGAUGAGAACCAGGGACCUCAACCAUGUGAUCAAGCUUCCAUGCAACCAAACCCUCUGCAUGAGCAUGACAUCAAGGACAAACUGUUUGGGAAUGCGACGCGCCCACAGCCUCCCGGCCAAAGCCUUGCCGUUCAACCGAAUCCUGCUUCUAAGAUCAGUGAUCUUCGAAUCCUCGAUACCUCUGAUCCCCGCGUGGAGAAUGUGCGCCAGACUUGUGAGCAGGUUACUUCUCAGCUGAGCUUGGUCAGUGGCUCUCCACAUGCGAUGGUAAUCAAACCAAUGCAGUCACUUUACUCUCCCCCAGGCUUUGUGACCAGCGAAGAAAACAAGAACGAAGACUUGCUAAAAGAUUCUGGCUCCUUCACAUCACACGGUAACGGACGUUCUUCUACAGAGUUUGAGAAUCAAAACCAUUCUCCUACCCAUCAAGAUCAAACGCUACCUCGUGAUAGGAAUCAGGCCAUUAGCCUCCGCAGACCUCUCACUAGGUCCCAGGCAAAACAGCAAUCGACUCAGCACUGUCUAGAUCAUGUGGACAAAACAAAAUCACGAAAGAAACUCAACACAAAAGAUAAACGAAAGCUGUUUGACUUCAAGAGUCAGAAGAUGACCCUGAGGCAAAUUGGACCUUAUUUCCCCGAUAUUGAUACGGUCUUCCUGCGGCAAGCUUGGGCGGACAUCAGGCUUCCUGACCGACGCACAAGAUCAAGGGUGAAGUAA